This is a messenger RNA of Nymphalis io (European peacock), 602 nucleotides long. RefSeq lists its product as uncharacterized. Gene Ontology annotation, cellular component: nucleus. The transcript has 3 exons. The record is from RefSeq and is a predicted model, not a curated record. Gene Ontology annotation, molecular function: cyclin-dependent protein serine/threonine kinase inhibitor activity. Gene Ontology annotation, biological process: regulation of cell cycle. Bases 194 to 595 code for a protein of 133 amino acids. NCBI's taxonomy places the organism in Eukaryota, Metazoa, Arthropoda, Insecta, Lepidoptera, Nymphalidae.
UGUGGCGCGAACUUUGCGCGCGCUUCAUGGGCGCUGAGUUAAAUUUCCCGCGCUUUUGAAUUUUGACGUGCGUUCGGAAAUACGUGGAAAUAAACACGAAAUUGACAAACGAAUUUAUACAUGUAUCAGAUAAAAUAAUUGAUUGUUGCUGUGUUUAAGACAUAAGUACUAAUACUACCUCACCACACCAAAGAUGCUCAGACUGUCAAAUAACUCACGUGUCAGGAGACGUCUCUUCGAAGCCGAUGAUUUGAUCGACCAAGCGAAAGUUGACAACUUCGCCAACAUCCUACAGGAAUCUUUAACCAGAGAUAGAAUAGCAAAAUCUCAAAAAUGGAACUUUGAUUUCGAAAAAGAAAUACCCUUAGAGGGUACUUACCAAUGGUACCCUUGCAAUGAAACAGCAGAUUGGAUUGGCGUUAAAUCUGAAAAGGAUAACGAUAACAAAGAAGGUUUAGGUCUUUCAAUGAAAAUGGAAAAUGAAGCUACACCGAGAGCGAGAGAUGGAGAAAUUUUACCAUUAUUGAGAAAACGUAGAAGCAAUGUUGAUGUAAAGCCAGAUACAAAAGUUAAGCGUAAAAUCAGCUUCGAUUAGAUAUUCA